Messenger RNA from Ctenopharyngodon idella (grass carp), 8211 nucleotides. RefSeq names its product mitotic deacetylase associated SANT domain protein b (gene mideasb). Gene Ontology annotation, biological process: negative regulation of DNA-templated transcription; regulation of transcription by RNA polymerase II. Gene Ontology annotation, molecular function: transcription corepressor activity. NCBI's taxonomy places the organism in Eukaryota, Metazoa, Chordata, Actinopteri, Cypriniformes, Xenocyprididae. Bases 711 to 4031 code for a protein of 1106 amino acids. Gene Ontology annotation, cellular component: transcription regulator complex; histone deacetylase complex. The record is from RefSeq and is a predicted model, not a curated record. The transcript has 13 exons.
GGUAGCGGAAGUGGGUGUGGCUAACAGGACAGUACGGGAUCACAAGACUUCAGCUGAAAGAGAAUGUGUUGUUCCAUACUCCCAUGUACGAGUGAACUAGACUCUUUCGGGCGAUUUGAUUCGCAUGUGUGUGCAAUAAUAACGAAAUCGCGUGCAAUUGUUUUGGAAAGCGCCACGCCAUUUUGUCAAAGAAGCCCUCCAUUUCCAUUUCUCGGUGGUUUCAUUUGCACAAGGAUCUACCUCUUGACUUGAAUAUUACUGGAGUGAGGUCAGCAUUGCAUGACUCAAUCGUGGAUAAGCAUGCAGUCAUUUCUGUACUGUUGCAUUGGACCUUGCAAUUGUUCUUAUGGCGACCUUAAGCGAAGAAAAUAGCAGCUACGGUUGUCUCCCAUGAAUGAGCAACAAGUUAACCUAAAGACACAGCUUGGCAUCCCAAGACCUGAAGAUUUGAAGAAUAAAAGCAAAUAGACAUGUUUGAGCUACACCAUACUGAAACUACUAUUUCUGCACAGGAGAUGCUGCAGUUUUGUAUUUUAAAGCUUACCUGCAUUCCUACCAUGUUGAGUAGGUUUGGAUGACCAUUAACUGUCUUAAAACAAGGGUGAUACUCUAAGACUCUUCAUUAAACCAGAGAAAGCUUAGUGUGGUUUGGGGAUUUGAACUCUUGUCUCCAUAACCACCCACUCCACCAGACCCAAGAAUCUAUAUUCAUGAAAGUCAUGAGUUUGCAACCUCAACAGAAACCGAACGCAAAGAGAACGGGCAAACGCAUCACUUUCUUUAACGAUCAGGGUGUGGCAAUGAAAGAGGCCUCUCAGCAUACAGAGGCCUACUAUGGCAUUGGGGUCCCUCCCUCAGGGCCUGGCCAUAAUGACAGUGGAGGUGUGGAAAGCUCGAAUGCAGAAGCUCCACAUAUGUACCUCAAUUCUGUCAUUUUCAGCCCAGAGAAGGGUGAUCAAAGUCGUGGGCACUACCAACAGACGGUGCCCAUGAAGUGGUCACAUCAAGACCCAUCUUUGCAGCCCCAACAGCGACCAAACACUUGGUCACAGGGUAUGGCAGCAUGGUCCCAGAACUUUGGCCCUUACCUGGGGCCUCAGACUGCUUUUGCAAAGCAGAUACAUGAGAACAUAUCAGUACAACAGCAGCAGCAACCCGAGGCAUCGACUAUUAGGGUAACUGAAAAGCAAAGUGGAGAGACCUUCAGGGACACGACCAAACCUGGCCGGGGCAUGGAUUGGGAACAGCAGCAAGCUUUUCAGCAGACACAAAAGCCUGGAAUGUUAAAUCCACAGCAGCACGGACAGUCCACCACUGGGAAUUCCGUGCUACAACCCUUUCAGUUAGCUUUUGGACAGCCCAAGCAGAACUUGGUAGCGGGUUACUAUCAGGUAGUUCAGGGCAAUCGGACCUUGCCAAAUUUGAACUACAGUGCGCAGACAAAUUCUCAACAUCAUCUUCAGCAACUACAGGAACAGGAGCAACAGCAAAAGCUGCAGAUGCAGCGACAGAUAAUGAUUCAACAACGGCAGCAACAGCAGCUGGAACAGCAAUUUCGACAACAGGCGCAGCAGCAACAGGUACUUCAGCAUCAAAAACAGUCUCGACAAAUACCACAAUCACAGUUACAGCAACUAAAACAGACUCCGCAACAGCAGCCGCAACAGCAUAUGCAACAGAUUCAACCACAGAUGGACUUGGUGCAGCAGCAAAAAAUAUCUGAGCAACCUCAUCAAAACCAACAUGUAUUGGAAAAUUACUCUGAUGGCCAGCAGCCACAUGCCCCUUCACUUGAUCAGCAUCACCCCUCAUUGCCAGGACAGUCCCAAGAGACUUCUAAUCCCCCAUCAACACAGACUAAGGACUCUGUUCCUCAGCCUCCCGCAACGGUUCCCCAGCAAUCCAUCGAGACCCAACAGCCGGGGCCCCGGAGAUCACGUCGGCUUUCAAAAGAGGGUGGAGGCCCUGCCUCAGAUAACCCAUUUGUCAUGCCGACUGAUCUUCAUACCCAAGGCUCUCAGAAUGGAGCUUCUGAGACCACUGCGGCGCAAGACAUCCGGGCCGCUCCAACAGGUGUAAUCCAGAGCACACGCCGUAAGAGGAGGGUGUCGCAAGAGGUCAACCUGGAAACCUUGGCUCAGAAGGCUUCGGAAAGGGAAUCGCUUCCCUCGCGUAAUAUCAAGCAAGAGCCACAUAGGCCCUGGAGCCCCCCUGUUGCCCCGACAGGUCCAGGACGAGGUGCAGCUGAGGUGGAUCAGAUGAGUGCCAAGCGGCCCAGAGAUGACAGCCUCAUGCCAUUGGUUAUUCCAGUAUCUGUGCCAGUGAGGCAGACUGGUUCCUCAUCCCCGGAUCAUGAGCAGGCUUCCCUCUCAGCUAGUUGGCCUUCACGGCCUUUGGGCAGCCAUGACAUGAGCUGCUCCGAUUACAAGACCUCUGUGAUUGUUACACGACGACGUUCACUGCGAAACUCUCUGUCUGAGAGCGCAGGACAGAAUGGUGGAACAGAGAGUGGAAGUGAAGCUGACGCCAAAUCAGCCAAAGCCAAACGACGGCCUCGUCCAGAACCUCUCUUUAUUCCCCCACCCAAACUUGGCACUUUCAUCGCCCCUCCAGUCUACUCCAGCAUCACCCCUUACCAGAGUCACUUACGUUCACCUGUCCGAUUGGUCGACAACCCCCUCAACAUGCCACCUUACACUCCCCCGCCCAUCCUCAGCCCGGUUCGAGAGGGUUCGGGUCUUUACUUUUCUACCUUCCUGUCGGCCGCUGCUGCUGCUGCUGCAGCAAAUAAUCAGGGGCUUCCCCCACCCGCCACUCCCAAAUCUGCCACCCGCAGCCUCCUACGCUCCAACAGCAGUGAUAUAACCCCUCCAGUUCUUUCUGCUAUGAGUGAGGCUACACCUGUCAGCAUUGAGCCUCGGAUAAACAUUGGAUUGCGGUAUCAAGCGGAGGUCCCAGAGCUGAGAGAGCGCUCGGCAGCACAGCACGACCUACACAAGGCUGAACUGGUGUGGGCGCCACUGCCUGACCUGGAGGCCAAUACUCAGCAACAGCAAAGAGUGGAUGACCUCAUGCACCUGGCGUGCUCGAGUGCAUUGUAUGGAGGAGGGACCAAUCAGGAGCUGGCUAUGCACUGCCUGUAUGAAUGCAAGGGUGAAAUCAUGGGGGCCCUCACUCUCCUGUUGUUAAAAAACCCCAUCUUUCCCAAAGCGCACCCCCUGGCUGACUAUCACUACUCGGGCUCUGACAGCUGGACGCCAGAGGAACGACGUUUCUUCAACAAAGGCAUCGCUGCCUACAAGAAGGACUUCUUCAUGGUCCAGAAACUGGUGAACUCCAAGACAGUGGCUCAGUGUGUGGAGUUUUACUACACGUAUAAAAAGCAGGUGAAGAUCGGCAGGAAUGGAACACUCAUAUAUGGCGAAGCAGAACCACCAGAAACUAAAGCCACAACAGAGGAGGAAGUGGACAAUAAAAGUUCACAGAAAUUUGAAUCACGGAAAGAAGACGAGGAGAGCAGGAAGUGGGAUGGGUCAUGUGACAGGAAACAAGAAAGCAGCCCGGGCAGGGUGACACAAUCUCUACAGGCCACUGAAAAUGCUGCUGCCGUCUUAGUCUUAAGAAGUCAGGAGGACAGCACUAGGGAUCCGUCCACGUUGGGGGUCAGUCAACCUCUUCCUCCUCCACCACCACCACCACCAUCUAAACCUCGCGCUGAAACCGCAGGCCGGAAAAGUGGGACCGGCAAUACAGGAAAAGGACAAACUAACCAAGAGGGUGAAUUUCCCUGCAAGAAGUGUGGCAGGAUCUUCUUUAAAGUGAAGAGCCGCAGUGCCCACAUGAAGAGUCACGCUGAGGCGGAGAAAAAAGCAGCUGCGCUCCGGCAGAGGGAGGCCGAGCAGCGGGCGGCAGCCGCCAUGUUGGCCGCCCAGCAGAACGGAGCGAUGGGGGAUCAGGGCAAAUCCAGGCGAGCCAGCAGCGACGAUUCCUCAGAGGAAGAGGAGGAUGCAGACGACGAAGACUGGCACUAGCUAACAAUCUCCUUUGUGUGACUGAGAAAAGACUUAUUUAUUUUGAUUUUACCAGCCAACAAAAUCCCAUCCCGAAAGAAGAGUUUCAGGGACUGGCUCACUCCCGUAGAAUGUUGGUGUGAGUGCGUAUGUGUUUAUAUGAGACGGACAAAGAUGGAGACCAAUGCUGUAGAGGCAUUCAGGGGCUUAAUGUUCAGAUAUAGGGCUAUUGGGAGUGUAAGCCAUGCCAUCUCAGUGUGAAUGUGUGUGCGUGUGUCUAUAAAAUGCACUUUCGGACUCAUCAAACACACACCGAUCUGACCGCAGCAUAUCUAUCAGUGUCUGUGCACAGAACUCACUCACUGUUCUCCCGUGAAAUGAACCUUUAUGGAUUCAGUGCUGUGGACGUCGACGGACGCAAAAGCAAGUGCGCGUGUGUGUUUAGUCUUUUCCUCCUUUUUUUGAAAUGAAAAUGACGGUAUAUUUCUCUUCCACGUGACUGCCAAACGCUUGCACAACUGUGCUUGUACGCCUGAUCUCCAGUGCUGUAAUUUUUGGGCUUUCUGUUUUCAGUAUCUUAAAGUUAUAGUUAAUCUGAAAUGGAAAAUUCUGUCGUUUUCUCACCCUCGUGCCGUUACAAAUAUGUACAACUUUCUUUUAUCCGUUAAACACAAAAGUUUAGUGGGAUGUUCUUUCUUCUCUUUGCCAUAUAAUAUUGCUUAAGGGCUUUUAAUUACCAAAAAGUUUUUUUAUAAAAGUACUCCAGAUAACUAUUAUGUCAUAUUCCAAGUCUUCAGAAGCCAAACAAUAGGUUUGUGUGAGGAAAUCUUGACUCAUCUUGAUAGCGUUGUUCAAGUUAACGAAAACUAUUAAAAAUCAUAUUCUUUAAUUGAUUUAAAGCUGAAAUAAAAUAUAAAUAUUAGAUGGAGAAUCUUAAAUGAAAAUAACUGAAAUAAAAUAAGAAUAAGUUGAAGUACUAAAAUUGCGAAAACUAAAACUGAAAUAGAAAUAUUAAAGCCCCAUGACAUGCCGACAAAAAUAUAUAUAUCGUGGCCACGUUGAACUAAUUUGUUCCCUCUUUUUGAUUUAACUAAAACAAGAGAACUAAUAAUUACUAUAUGGCCACAAUUUAAUAAAUCGAGGGAACAAAUUAUUAUAUUGUGCGCACAAUUUACUUAAAAUGAUGGAAUUAAUUAGUAAAACAUGUUGAUUUAUUAGUAAGUCGUGGGAGCGAAUUGUUAAUUCGUAGCCAUAAUAUACUUUUUCCCCUGCAUGUCAUGUGCAAGGCUCUGUAACAAAGUGAGAAAAAAAGUAACAAAAGCAUAAAAGAUACUGACACUUAAAUGAAAACAAAUGAUAACUGAAAAUGUAUUAUUAAUAAUUCAAUACAUUAAUAAAUACAGUAAGUAUAUAUUAUAAUAUAAAUAAUAAUAAAAUAACACAUGGGUAUACGUGCAUGGGAUUUAAGAGUUAUGGCAGAGUAUUUUUAGUGAAUGACAUCAAAAGACUUCGUAUUAGUACUGUCAAAUUGAUUUAUCGCGCUUAAUCACAUCUAACGUAAGUUUGUAAGUAAAUAAUGUGUGUGGGUGUCCAUAUAAACUUCUUUUAUGUUAGAUGCAAUUAAUCGAUUUGGCAGCACUACUGCUAAUACAUUUAGUACUGUCAAAUCGAUUAAUCAUAAUCGCAUCUAGCAUAAAAGUUUGUAAAUAUGUAAAUAUAAGCACACACAUAUAAACUGUUAGAUGCGAUUAAUCGAUUUGACAGCACUAAUGCUAAUACAUUAAGUAGUGCUGUCAAAUCGAUUAAUCGCAUCUAACAAAAUGUUUGUGUGUGUAUAUAUAUAUAUAUAUAUAUAUAUAUAAACAUAAAUAAACUUAUGUUAGAUGCGAUUAAUCGAUCUGACAGUACUAAUGCUAAUACAUUAAGUAGUGCUGUCAAAUCGAUUAAUCGCAUCUAACAAAAGUUUAAGUGUUUGUGUAUUUAUAAACUUUUAUCUUAGAUACGAUUAAUCGAUUUGACAGCACUUAUGCUAAUACAUUAGGUAGUGAUGUCAAAUUGAUUAAUCGCAUCUAACAAAUGUGUGUGUGUGUGUGUGUAUAUAUAUAUAUAUAUAAACUUAGAUGCGAUUAAUCGAACUGACAGCACUAAUGCUAAUACAUUGGUGCUGUCAGAUCGAUUAAUCGUGAUUAAUCGAAUCUAACAAAAGUUUGUAAAUGUGUGUAUAUAAACUUAUGUUAGAUGUGAUUAAUCGAUUUGACAGCAUUAAUACUAAUACAUUAAGUAGUGCUGUCAAAUCGAUUAAUCGCAUCUAACAAAAGUUUGUAAGUGUGUAAAUAUAUAUAAACUUUUAUGUUAGAUGCAAUUAAUCGAUUUGACAGCAUUAAUACUAAUACAUUAAGUAGUGCUGUCAAAUAGAUUUAUCACAUCCAACAAAAGUUUGCAAGUGUGUGUAAAUAUAUAAACAUAUGUUAGAUGCGAUUAAUCGAUUUGACAGUACUAAUGCUAAUACAUUAAGUAGUGCUGUCAAAUCAAUUAAUAAAAUAAAUGUGUGUGUGUAUACACACAAACUUUUGUUAGAUGUGAUUAAUCGUGAUUAAUCGAUUUGACAGCACUGCUUAAUUUUAUAUAUCGCAUUAGUAGUAUAGACCACUAUUAUUCUUCUUCUUAUUAUUAUUUAUUUAUUUAUUUAUUUACUUUUUCGAGCUUGAUAGCCACCCCUGGUGUUAGUAUAUAUUUUCACUUUAUGGCAAUGACCAGGUUGAACAUUCAGCUUAACAUCUCCUUUCAUGUUCGCCGUCAGAUACGGCUUUGGAAAUACACGAGGGCGAGUGAAUGAUGCUAGGGUUUUCUUUUUUUGAAGUAACUAUUCCUUUAAUUUGAAAUGGUGACCUCGCUGAUGCCUUCAAUGUUUUUGACACUUUCUAUCUUUACAUGACAAUCACUUUUACAAAGGUCUUUUUUUAUACUCCGCAGAUUAUAAUGGUUGUCCUCGAUAUAAUCAUUUGUUGUUGUUAUCAUUACUGUUACUAUUAGCUUUGUACUGUUUUAUUAUAAUUAUGUUGUUUUCUUUUUGGGGGGAAGGGGGUGGGUGGGGUGGAAUUCUUUUUCUCAUUUGACUUUUAGUUUUAGACGUUUGCUACCUGUGUUUAAGUGAAGAUUGCAUAUAGUUGCUGAGAGCGUGAUUUAUGAAACCACACUGUAAGUGCAAUAGCAAUAGUGGGACUUUUGAGUUCCCUCCCACUCCACUUUUCUUUGUUUUAUUUUAUUCUCAGCGUCUUUGAACAAAUGUAUUAGAUAAUCAACUUAUGUUUUAGUGUAAGAACAAAUGUGAGAUCUGAUGGUUGGUGAGUUUAAGGGCAGUUGCAAGCAGCUCGGGUUUCUAUCUCUCUACUGGCCAAACACUUAAGCACUUGGCUUUGUCUCCAUGGCAACAAAGAGUCUUCUUUUAAAGGAUAGGCACACAGGGGAUUUCACAGCCAACAGUAACAGCUCCAAUUAUUGCUAAUAACACAGAAGUCUUCUAUGCAGAAUGUGUGUGUGUGUGUAUGCACGUGCGAAUGCAUGCGUGGUUGUUUAUUUGCAUGGGUGUGCAUGCGUGGUUGUGAGUAGUUGAUGCACCAAAACUGUUUCAAACUUAAAGCCAAGUGAGAAAAAGAAGCUUCCUAGACUAUUUAAUGUCUUUUUUUGUUAUUUCUAAAAAUAUAUAUAUAUUAUAUAUACUUGUUCAUAUAUGUGAAAAGACUGAUUUGCUCUAAUAUGAAGAUAUGGGCAUUUGUUGAAAUGAUUUAGCCAAGCUUUUUGUUAUUGUUGUUGUUGUUGAAAGAUGAAUAUGAUGGUGAAAUUAAUUUGGGGAAUGUAGUAAGGGUGCACCUCCCGUUUCUGUCUUUCAUUCAGCCAAGGGAAAUUCUUCUGUAGAGAAAUAUAAAGUAUGAAAAAGGCUUCUAUAACUGUAUGCACACUUUCUAUGCUAUUUUCAUAGGGGCUUGUACACUAAUGAUGGCUGUGGAAAGAACUCUGAAGUGCUUUUUACUACAGUAUAACUUAUUGUGUUUCAGUUGUUUUUAUCAUGUGUUUUAGAAUAAUAAAUAAGGAAAAAAACACAAUAAACAUGACAAUAUUUGUAACAGUAUUUGGGAAGGAAGAGUGUAUUUUAAUUGGCCAAAUGAUGUCUAGAGGACAUGAAUAAAAAAGAUCAAGAUAA